AUGGCAAAGCACGCAUCCGAUCUUGAACAGUUGCGCGAGAGACUGAAAGAACGAGCUGCAACUUCCAAGAAAUUCAACGAAUUAUGGGAGUCUGAAGGAUUGCCCCAUCUACGCAAGACCCUGAACGACAACUACAAUGGCGACUAUAGCAUUACCAUCCAGUUCAACUACACAGCCAGCAAGCGAAUCGUUGAGGUCAUGACGCCUGACGUACUUCCUAGCGGCGUUGAUCAAAAGGUCAAACACAACGUAAUGUUAUGUUUCGAAAAUGCACAGCAACUCAGUGUCGAAGUUCAAUUUCGUGUUGGAACCAUCAAGCAUACCGCCGCUACAACUGAUUCAAACCAAGAGGAAGACAACUGGGUCUACCCCAAAAAUCCGUCAAGCAAGUAUGCGGUGACUCUGUUGGAGUCGAAGGAGUAG
Colletotrichum spaethianum is the source of this 423-nucleotide messenger RNA. RefSeq lists its product as uncharacterized. The transcript has 2 exons. The record is from RefSeq and is a predicted model, not a curated record. NCBI's taxonomy places the organism in Eukaryota, Fungi, Ascomycota, Sordariomycetes, Glomerellales, Glomerellaceae. The coding region runs from base 1 to 423 and encodes 140 amino acids.